This is a messenger RNA of Lates calcarifer (barramundi perch), 3382 nucleotides long. RefSeq names its product sodium-dependent neutral amino acid transporter B(0)AT3-like. Gene Ontology annotation, biological process: sodium ion transmembrane transport. Gene Ontology annotation, cellular component: plasma membrane. The record is from RefSeq and is a predicted model, not a curated record. Lineage: Eukaryota; Metazoa; Chordata; Actinopteri; Centropomidae.
UCUUCAUAAAAACCAAUCAAAUCUGUAUCCCUGACUCAAAGUGGACUCUGAUAGGGCACUAAAGGACAGCCCACUAAAGGGAGUCAGAUGAGAGAGGAACACUGGACAUCACUUAGACUUAACCACUCAAGACAGUAUUUAUUCUGACGUACAUCGAGUUGAGAUCAAGAGGAGAAUUCUGGACUAAACUGAAAAUAUAAACUACCUGACUGAAGUGUAUGUUAAUAUUAAGAAAGCUGCAUCCUUCUGUCAGAUUUAGGGUUGUGUUAAGCCUUUUGACCAGCUGAGCAUGGGCAAAACUGAAGACUCUGGGCCAGAGGAGAGACCCAAAUGGGACAACAAGGUGCAGUACCUGCUAACAUGCAUUGGCUUUGCAGUGGGACUUGGAAAUGUUUGGCGUUUUCCCUACCUAUGCCAAAUUUAUGGAGGAGGUGCAUUCCUCAUCCCCUACCUGAUAGCGUUAGUGUUUGAGGGCAUCCCCCUGCUCUACCUGGAGCUGGCUAUAGGACAGAGGCUCCGCAUGGGCAGCAUCGGUGUCUGGAACUCCAUCUCACCACUGCUGGGUGGAGUCGGCAUUGCCUCUAUGAUUGUGUCAUUCCUGGUGGGUAUUUUCUACAACACCAUCCUGGCCUGGGUGCUGUGGUACUUCUUUCACUCCUUCCAAAACCCCAUGCCGUGGAGCCAGUGUCCACUCAAUGAAAAUCACACAGGCUAUGAUCUAGAGUGUGAAAAGAGCACUCCUGUGAAUUACUUCUGGUACCGUGAGACCCUGAAUAUCACACCUGACAUCGAGACCAGCGGCUCCCUGCAGUGGUGGCUGGUCAUCUGUCUGGCUAGCGCCUGGUGCGUGGUCUACAUCUGUUUCAUCAAGGGCAUCGAGUCCAUGGGAAAGGCUGUGUAUGUGACAGCCACCUUCCCUUACCUGGUACUGACCAUUUUCCUGAUCCGUGCCAUCACACUGCCUGGAGCUACUGAUGGACUGGUGUACCUCUUCUCCCCUGAUUGGGAGAUACUGAAGAACCCUCAGGUGUGGCUGGACGCUGCUACCCAGAUCUUCUUCUCUCUUUCUGUGGCCUUCGGAGGUCUCAUAGCUUUUUCCAGCUAUAACGCAGAGAAAAACAACUGUGAGAGGGAUGCUGUUCUAGUAGGAGUAAUAAACAGUGCCACAUCCCUGUAUGCCUCCAUACCCAUCUUCUCCAUCCUGGGAUUUAAAGCUAACAAUGUCUACAACACCUGUCUACGACAAAACAUCCUGGCUCUGACCAACCACUUUCACAUUUCAGACCAGAGCAUAACAGUGGAGAACUAUGAGCACUGGUUUGAGUAUCUAAAUCAGACAUUUCCAGAUCAGGUGGCCAGUUUGCACCUGAGGCACUGUGACCUGAACAAAUUCCUUGACGAGAGUGUUUCAGGUACGGGCCUGGCUUUUAUUGCGUUCACUGAAGCAGUGAUAGAGAUGCCAGGCUCACAGAUAUGGGCCAUACUGUUCUUCAUUAUGCUCUUCAGCUUGGGCCUCUCCUCCAUGUUUGGCAACAUAGAGGGAGUCCUCACACCCAUCAAUGACCUCAAACUGGUGCCCAAGUGGAUCCCUAAUGAACUCGUUACAGCAAUCAUCUGCUUGAUAGCCUUCUUGAUGGCUCUCAUCUUCACCCUGGGUUCGGGGAACUACUGGGUGGAGGUCUUUAACAGCUACGUGGGCUCUGUACCUCUGCUCAUCAUUGCACUCUUUGAGAUAAUAGGAGUCAUUUAUGUCCGUGGAAUGAAAACUUUCAGUGAGGACAUCCAUUUCAUGACAGGGAAAAAGCCCAACAUCUUUUGGACUGCAUGCUGGAGGGUGAUCAGUCCCCUAAUGCUGGCAGUAGUGCUGGUUGCCUAUGUGAUUGUCCAGGCACAGAAACAUCCAACCUAUCCCACAUGGAACCCAGAUUAUGAAGAAUUCCCCAAACCCGAAGUGAAGCCAUAUCCAGACUGGGUCUUCGCCAUAAUCAUCCUCCUCUGUGUGCUUCCUGUGCUUCCCAUCCCUGUGGUGUUUCUCUACAAACUGUUCUGCCGUCUGCUCAAGAGGUCCACUAAUCGUGCUGAACUAAACCCUUAUUGCAACGAAGGUUUUGAGAUUGAAACACAGAAAGAGAAGUACCGCAGAUCUUAGGAAAUGUUUCAAGCAACAAUAUUACUUUGUGGACACAAAAUGACUUUCUGAUGGUUACACUUCUGUGGAUCUCUCCUCUUAAAUCACAGCAGAACUCACAUAUGAUCAGUCACUUUGAAAUAUAAAAUAGAUGUGCCUAUUAAUUUUUGAUGUCUACAUUCAUUAGCAUUUUUCAAGACCUGAUCUGAUGUAUGCCAUCUCACAUGUUUCUUCAAAAACAAACCUGGAUUUAUUCAACAGUCAAAUUCUCUCCUUUACACAUACUGAAACACGUCGUUGAUUCCACAUUUACAAAACAUUUGAACAUAAAUGUCAUAAAACACUGCUUGAGAUCUUAAGCUUCUUACUGUUUAUGAGGGAUUUCUUUAAGAUCAGUGUAACAUCAUCAUGUACAAAAAUCAUUUAACUUACGAACUGUAAUGGUUGCCAAUAUUUCUGUGGCCUUAUUUACAUAUAAAUUAUUUGCAAAGUGACAUCACGUCUUCUUUGUGGAAAACUACCAGAAUGUGUAAAUCAAAGUCCAGACAGACAAACAGCAGUAGAUUGAGAUGUUCCACUACAGUAGCUGGAUGAUUUUCAGUUAUUUAUCUUUACUCGUAUGGAGGAUGUUGUCUUAUAGGGUGUGUUUAUGACUUAAGUUUAUAAUUUAAGUGUUUUAUAUUUGCUGACUAAGAGCUGCUUUUCUGCUGCCAGCUUUCCUGACACUGUGUAACAGAUACAUUACAAUUUUUUGGGAACAUUGACAGAUGACAUAAAUCCAAAUGACUGAUUUCAACACACUGCUCAUCUCCCUCUCUUGAAACCUGAGGAUGAGACAAGGAGGAAGAAGAAAAAACUUUUUGUUCUACGUAUUGAUUUUGCAAGAGGGUUUUGGAGAAAAACAGACAAACCUCACAACACAAAAACUUCAGAGAAGCACAGUACAUAUUCAUACCUUUCAGCUGCUGAGGGUUUCUUGCUUGCUAGAGGCUGUAAUUGUUUGCUAGUUUGAAGUCUACAUCCGGAUGGUCAAGAAGUCGACCGGGGUCCUGGGGUUGGUGGCCUGUCGGACCCUGGCCAACCUCAGGUCCCCCAAGCGCCACUCCAGACUGCGUUUCCCUGUCAAAAGAUGACAGUGGAGGAUAAGGGUGAUUUUUUUUCUCUCUUCUGGUGAAUUGUAACAUUCAUCCAAUUGAAAUUUCUUAAACGCCUGUAAAGCUGAAUUAAAGGUGGCAAUAAACUGACUUGAUUACA